AUGGAUAGAAUUACCUUCAGCGUAAAUGGAGAAGUCUGUUCGGCUGGCUCCGAGGUGGAUUCAGACGAGACGCUCAACGACUUCAUCCGCAACCGUCUGAACCUUCGAGGCACCAAAUAUAUGUGCAAGGAAGGCGGAUGUGGCAUCUGCAUAGUUAGCAUCACAGCUCCAGAUUCUAAUGGGCAAAAGCGGGCAUUUUCAGUUAACUCAUGCCUAACCACAGUGCUAUCAUGUCAAGAUUGGGAAAUUACCACAAUAGAAGGGCUCGGCAGCAGACAAGCCUAUCACCCCUUGCAGCGUACGCUGGCGGAACACAACGGGAGUCAGUGCGGGUUUUGCACUCCGGGCUGGAUCAUGAACAUGCACAGUUUACUUGAAGCCAAUGACUACGAGGUGACACAAUAUGAAGUCGAAAAUUCCUUCGGAAGCAAUAACUGCAGAUGUACGGGUUACCGACCCAUUUUAGACGCCUUCAAAAGUUUCGCCAAAGAUGCACCAAAAACCAAAAUGGUGGACAUCGAAGAUUUAAAUAUUUGCAAGAACAAGGGAAAAUACGAAAAACCAUGUAAAGAUUGGUGUAUGGUUGAGAAGAGAGACACAAAAGUUAAAAAGAUUAAACUAAAAGAUGAUAAAAUCUGGUACAGAGUUUACAAAGUGAGCGAAAUGUUUGGUGUCUGGAGUGAAGAAGGACUGGAUUCAUAUAUGCUUGUAAAUGGGAAUACAGGAAGAGGCGCUAUAUACUUAUUCGAACUUCCGCGGGUUCUCAUCGACGUAAGUGCAGUAGAAGAGUUAAGAACCUAUUACUUAGACCAAAACUUGGUUAUCGGAGGGGGGACAUCGUUGACGGAACUAAUGGAGAUAUUCAAGAGAAUGGCCCAAACCUAUGAAGACUUCUCCUAUUUGGAAAAACUUUACGACCAUAUCGAUCUGGUUGCACAUAUUCCAGUUAGAAAUGUCGGGUCGAUAGCGGGAAAUUUGAUGCUAAAAAAACGAAACAUGACGUUUGCCUCAGACAUAUUCAUAUUAUUGGAAUCUAUUGGCGCUACUAUGACUAUAGUGAGCGUAGAUAGAAAGAGCGAUGUGUCGUUGCAAGACUUUCUGACAAUCGAUAUGAAGGGUAAAGUUAUAACCCAUGUAAAGAUUCCGCCUCUGGGCCAUCGGUACAAAUUUGCAUCAUUCAAAGUAAUGCCAAGAUCGCAAAACGCUAUCUCACAAGUAAAUGGAGCAUUCCUUUACGAAUUAGAUCCAGAAGACGAUGCAACGGUUAUAUCUGCAAGAAUAGUUUUUGGAGGUCUGUCGGGGCCUUUUAGUCACGCGUACAACACUGAAGCGUUUUUAAGAGGUCAAAAACUAUUCGAAAACCAUGUUUUACAAGAAGCUUUGCAUAUAUUGCACGACGAAAUAAUAGUUGAAGAAAUCCCAGGAAUGCUUAAACCAGAAUUUCGAAAGAAAGCUGCCUUAGGGUUGAUUUAUAAGAGUUUACUGAGUUUAAUUCCGCAUCAUCUCCUAAACCCGCGUUACCUGUCAGGGGUAAUUGAUCUUAAGAAAAGCAGGCCACUAUCGAAAGGCACAGAGGUUUAUGACACGAAUCCAGUAUUGUGGCCUUUAAAUGAACCCAUGCCAAAAGUGGAGGCACUCAUACAAUGCGCUGGUGAAGCCACAUUCGUUAACGAUGUACAAACCAUGAGGAAAGAAGUUUAUUGUGCGUUUGUGACAGCGAAAAUAUUUAGUGGUUCUAUUGAACACAUAGAUCCUACGCCUGCUCUUCAAACUCCCGGAGUUAUAGCUUUUUACUCAGCUAAAGACAUACCGGGCAAAAACACUCACGUCAGUGCCACUCUAACAAUCUUUACACCCGAAAAAAUAUUAUCAGAUGGAAAAAUUGAUUUCUUUGACCAACCUAUAGGUAUAAUAGUGGCAAAAACGGAAAGGGUAGCUCAAAGAGCUGCGAGUCUCGUUAAGGUUACUUAUAACAAAGAUAACAGGAAACCUUUGCUGGAAAUCCGAGAAAUCAAAAUCGCAGAUCCAAGUCGUAUAACGCUUGAGAGACACUUCCCUCCGCUGCAAGAGCCAGGUAAAGCCAUCGAUCGUGUCAUAAAACAGACCGAGAAUAUAUUCUGGCAAUACCACUACUCACUGGAAACGCAAAGCACUGUGACGCGACCUAGCGACGACGGCAUCGAUGUCCUCGCAGCAUCGCAAUAUCCCGAUAUGACACACUUGUGCGUAUCGGAGUCUCUUAACGUGGAGCAAAGUAGAGUCAACGUCUCGAUACCGCGUUGCGGUGGUGCCUUUGGGUGUAAAAUCACUCGAGCUUCACUCAUAACAGCGGCGUGUGCGCUGGUGACUUAUUUGUUGAACCGCCCGUGCAGAUUUGUUAUGGACAUUCAAGCUAAUAUACGCGUUAUAGGGAAGAGGCUGCCUUGCCAUUUGGAUUACGAGGUGGGCGUCAGUAGAUCUGGCGUGAUUCAGUAUAUGAAGUAUCAUCUAUUUUCGGAUAUUGGCUUUAAGCAAACCGAUCCACUAGUACUUUUGACGCUUGACAGCAUAAGAAACUGCUAUGACAAUCGGACGUGGGACUUCAGUGCUUAUAGUGUCAAAACAGACACUCAUACCAAUACUUACGCUAGAAGCCCCGGUAGCCUGGAGGCAAUAUGUAUGACGGAACACGUCUUGGAAAGAAUUUCGUACGAACUUGACUUAGAUCCCAUCUACGUCCGCACCAGAAACCUUAACCCGCAAUACAAAGAAGUUAGGGACGUGUUAGACCGUUUAGUGAAAAUAAGCGACUAUGAAGUUAGGAAAAAGGAAGUUGAGGAAUUCAAUUCAAUGAAUAGAUGGAAGAAACGAGGUCUUCGUGCAGCCGUUAUGAGUUGGCCGAGUCCAGCCGCAAUUGAUUUCCAUAUCUUAAUAGCGAUCUACCACGGCGAUGGUAGCGUCGUUAUCAAACACGGAGGCGUUGAAAUCGGACAGGGAAUCAAUACAAAAGUAAUCCAAACGGUAGCAUUCGUUUUUAAAAUUCCCACUAGUAAAAUUCAAGUUAAGGCGAUAGACGUCGCAUCUGUCCCAAAUAAUCUUAACACAGAAGGCAGUAGAACUACUCAGGCGAUUUGCUUUGGUGCCAUAAAAUGCUGUCAAAUUAUUUUAGAACGCCUAGCUGCGGUUAAAACACCCGAAGAGCAUCCUUCGUGGGAGGAUUUAAUACAAGCCGGCUUUAUGCAAGGUGUUAAUUUACAAGCAGACUAUCAAGUGACGGCGGCCGACCAAGAGUCGCAUAGAUCGGCCGGCGCGGCCAUAUCGGAAGUUGAGUUAGACAUUUUAACUGGAGAAUUACAGGUCCUUCGGGUAGAUAUUGUCGAAGAUGUUGGAACAAGUAUUAACCCUGAAAUCGAUUUAGGACAGAUCGAGGGGGCAUUCAUAAUGGGCCUAGGAUAUUGGACUUCAGAACAAAUCAUUUAUGAUCAUGACAGCGGUGAAAUACUGACUGAUCGCACUUGGACCUACCAGAUUCCACAGGCUAAAGAUAUACCCAUAGACUUUCGCAUCGAAUUGCAGAGGAACCACAAUCCGAUAGCAACUUUGGGAUCCCGAGCCGUAGCUGAACCUGGAACUUGUUUGGCGGUGUCGGUUGCAUUCGCGUUAAAGAGGGCUCUAGCUGAUUCCAGAGAAGAAACAGGAUUCCCCCAAAGCGAGUGGUUCGCUGUUGAUGGUCCUUAUACUGUUGCAGCAAAUGUUUUACACGCUGAGGUGAACAUAAAGGAGUUUCUUUUUAAUUAA
Messenger RNA from Leptosia nina, 3777 nucleotides. NCBI's taxonomy places the organism in Eukaryota, Metazoa, Arthropoda, Insecta, Lepidoptera, Pieridae. The record is from the annotation of a GenBank genome assembly.